Molecule: messenger RNA, 2264 nt
Organism: Colius striatus (speckled mousebird)
Lineage: Eukaryota; Metazoa; Chordata; Aves; Coliiformes; Coliidae
Gene: UBE2D2
Product: ubiquitin conjugating enzyme E2 D2
Exons: 7
Coding region: 579-1022 (147 amino acids)
Biological process (GO): ubiquitin-dependent protein catabolic process; protein K48-linked ubiquitination
Cellular component (GO): nucleus
Molecular function (GO): ubiquitin conjugating enzyme activity
Source: RefSeq, a predicted model, not a curated record
GCCGAGAAUAUCCUUCCGCGCUCUCCCCCUCCCCCUUCUGGAGAGUUCUGCACGGCGGCGCAGGACAAAUAGUCCCCGCCGUUUGCCGUGUCCCACCCCCGCCCCGCUCCUCCUCCGUCUCGCCCAGCGCUUCCCCUCGCCCCUAGCCCGACCUCAGCCCCCGUCCCGCUGCCGCCGAGCCCGCGCCAUCCCGCAGCCCAGGGCGGCGGGAGCAGCUGAGGCCCGGCGGAGUGAUACGCGGAAGGUCGGCGAGGAGGCGCCAGCGCAUAAAGGCGCGGCGGAGGGAUGCGCUAGGAGCUGCGGCAGCGAUCUCCAGCCCAGCGGCCGCCGCCAGGGAGCAGCGCCAGGCCGCCCGCCGCAGGCCCCGCGCCCCCCCGCCGCCACCGCCUUCGGGGGGGCCCCCCUCUCCCUUCCUUCCCUCCCCUUUCUCUCUCUCCUUCCCCUCCCCCUUCCCCUCCCCCCUCCCGUCACCGCGCCGCCGCCACCUCCGCGCUCCUCCUUCCCCCCCUUCCCCUCGGAAAAUAGUCCCCGCGGGCUGCCCCCUCCCGCCCGCCCCUCCUCGCCGCCUCGCGCACACAAUGGCGCUGAAGAGAAUCCACAAGGAGUUGAAUGAUCUGGCACGUGAUCCUCCAGCACAGUGUUCUGCAGGGCCUGUUGGUGAUGACAUGUUCCAUUGGCAAGCUACAAUAAUGGGACCAAACGACAGUCCCUAUCAAGGUGGAGUAUUUUUCUUGACAAUUCACUUCCCAACAGAUUAUCCCUUCAAACCACCUAAGGUUGCAUUUACCACAAGAAUCUAUCAUCCAAAUAUUAACAGUAAUGGCAGCAUUUGUCUUGAUAUUCUACGAUCACAGUGGUCCCCAGCACUAACUAUUUCAAAAGUACUUUUGUCCAUCUGUUCUCUGUUGUGUGAUCCCAAUCCAGAUGAUCCUUUAGUGCCUGAGAUUGCACGGAUCUACAAAACAGAUAGAGAAAAGUACAACAGAAUAGCUCGGGAAUGGACUCAGAAGUACGCCAUGUAAUUAAAGAAAUUAUUGGAUAACCUCUACAAAUAAAGCUAGGGGAACUCUGAAAGAGAAAGUCCUUUUGAUUUCCAUUUGACUGCUUUCUAUGAGCCCACGCCUCAUCUUCCCCUGUGCACAUGUUUACCUGAUACAGCCGUGCUGCGUGUUGUACAUACUUGGAACAACAACAUAGAAAUACUGUAUUUCCCCGUACCAACAUUGACUCCUAGCAGAGAAGUGUGUGUGUGAAAAGCUGGUUCUUCAGUCAUAACUUUGUGAGCCUAAAAGCAUUCCUGGGCCGUUUAAAGUGGGUGCUAAAGCGUGGAGGGGAGAGCUCUGUGGGCUUGGCCUGGCCUUGCUGAUCCGUGAAAGGGUUUUCUGUGGAAUCCUUUUAAACUCAUAACAGUUAUGAAAGGCAAGGUGAAGAACUUGAAGCUGUUUCUGUAUUCAUUUUAUCCUGAAGGACCUACAUCUUAGGUAAAUGUCAUGACCAAUGGGAGAAGCUGUACCCACCAUCCUGUGUUUGAGGUCUGAGCUGCAGCGCUCGCCAUGGCCGUGGCUGGGGGCUGCUGGUGCGUCCCGUGCUCUUCAUUCGUUUCAACUCUCUCCCUCCCUCCACACUUUAUUUUGUUUGGUUUGUAUGUGGUUUCUCAGUUAAUACAUAGCUAAUAGCUCUUAUUUUUCUUAAGUUUUUUAACUGCUUAGGUCUUUCUGGAUGUAAGGGCAAGAGAAAAGCAAAACCAAACCAAUCCAUUUGACAGACAACUUGUGUAUAUUUAAGCUCCCAGCUGCUCCCCUGGAGCCUGUACGGUGGAGAAUGAUUAAUCUGUGUAAUAAACUGAUUACUACAGUCAUUACAUAUAACCUGGUGUGAACAGGCUUUUAAUUGGGAGAGCAGUUGGUUGCAGGCUGGAGGUGAGGGUGGGUUUCUCUCAGCCCUGGCACUGUGGAGGGCUUGGGGUGGCACCCCAGCCCCGUGCCCUGCCAGGAACCCCACUGUGCCACCACAGCAGCAGCUGAGGGAUGUGGGUUGGUUGGUUUGUUUGCAAAAGCCUGAUGGUAUUCCUCCCACUUGCAUGGGACCUAACACAAUGCAUAUGUACUGUAGGUAAGUGAAACCUUCUGUAACUCAAAUAAUGGAUGUAAAAGGGUUGAGAGGAUACUGAACCUACCAAACACAUCAGCACAGACUUUCAUACAAUGUAGCUUUUACAUGAUUACUUUGCACUAAACAUUGGCAAAUGUUCAUACAGAUUCAAA